This is a messenger RNA of Dothidotthia symphoricarpi CBS 119687, 1157 nucleotides long. RefSeq lists its product as uncharacterized. The record is from RefSeq and is a predicted model, not a curated record. NCBI's taxonomy places the organism in Eukaryota, Fungi, Ascomycota, Dothideomycetes, Pleosporales, Dothidotthiaceae. The coding region runs from base 343 to 777 and encodes 144 amino acids. The transcript has a single exon.
AAACGGCGACGCUCUGAUCUCUUUGUGCCCGUGAACCUGGACAGAAUAUCUCCAUUGCGCUUUACUGGAUCAGCUUAGAAGAUCCAUGAGUUCGUAUCCGUAGUCUAGUCAUUCUGUUGUCGCCUAUCAGGGAUUUGGGGGUAGAAGCCAAAUCGUGAUUAUCGGGGGUCGCUGAAACUUCUCCACAGAUAUAAAACUCUAAUAGAGAUCAGUGUAGAGAUUGUUCACUCACUACAGCAGUUCGAACAGCCUUCUAACGUAUCAUCUCCAAACUCUUACCGUAGUUUCUCCAGGCUACGAUCAGCCAGCAUCGACAGUAUCAACACCUCUGAUCACCGGUCUAUGAGCGACCAAACCUCUGGUUCAUCGAACUCUCCAAAGCCCAUUAGCAGAUACGUUACGCCAGAAGCCUCAACGCAACCUACCACUUCAUCGGCCUCACCUCAAGCCUCCGCAGAAACCUCUCAAGCCACAUCAGGACCGCGAUCCCCGGUCGAAUCCUCAACCUCAGUCAUCUUUGUCCCCGGCUCGCCAUCUCGACACACUUCCGCGGCACAUUCUCCGAUUCCCACCAGCACCAACACAUCAGACAAUCAGCCUCAAGAACCCAUCACGACAGCCAUGUCUUCCUCCUCUUCUUCCCCUGGCAACACGUCUACCGCUGGAUCAGCGUCGGGCUCCAGCAACCCCUCCUAUCAACUCCCUUACGCUCCCUUCCCGUACCCGAUGCCUGCCAACACUCGAGGGUCGGGACAGAAAGAUGACAAAGGCAAUUAGAGUCGCUCUUAUCCCUGGAACUAUUCGAUAUUGUAAGACUGGGCUUGGUGUAUACGGCAGAGGCGCAUGACUACUCUACGAUGAUACGACUUUCUUUUCAUGCCAACACUGGUUCUUGACUUUUGGAUGUAUUUAAUUUAUCGCAUUUCUGAGGUUGGGAAUAUCUUGUUUCUAGCACUCGUUUUUUAUUUAUGGGUGACGCGUAUCCUCUCCUCUCCAUCUAUCUUAAUCAGUGUCAUCAUUCUCUUAGUCAAUUUGUUUCUUCUGUUACUCAAUCGUUCGCUCCUCAUUUGCAUUUACACGGUCGGGUUUCUUCUAUCCUUUUGUAUGGUUUCUGUAUAAGAGGUUGUUUAUCCGCGCGUCUUUCCAAUCUCGAUCAC